Molecule: messenger RNA, 341 nt
Organism: Mesitornis unicolor (brown roatelo)
Lineage: Eukaryota; Metazoa; Chordata; Aves; Mesitornithiformes; Mesitornithidae
Product: parvalbumin, thymic CPV3
Exons: 4
Coding region: 12-341 (109 amino acids)
Cellular component (GO): cytoplasm; nucleus
Molecular function (GO): calcium ion binding
Source: RefSeq, a predicted model, not a curated record
ACAGGUUUAAAAUGAGCCUUACAGACCUUCUAAGCCCUUCUGAUAUUGCUGCUGCUCUGCGGGACUGUCAAGCUCCAGAUUCCUUUAGUCCCAAAAAAUUCUUUCAGAUCAGUGGCAUGUCUAAAAAGAGUAGCAGCCAGCUCAAGGAUAUCUUCCGGAUUCUCGACAAUGAUCAAAGUGGCUUUAUUGAGGAAGACGAGCUCAAGUAUUUCCUUCAGAGGUUUGAGUGUGGAGCCCGAGUGUUAACCACCUCAGAAACCAAGACCUUCUUGGCAGCUGCAGAUCAUGACGGGGAUGGUAAAAUUGGGGCUGAAGAAUUCCAGGAAAUGGUGCAGUCCUAG